Molecule: messenger RNA, 3616 nt
Organism: Trematomus bernacchii (emerald rockcod)
Lineage: Eukaryota; Metazoa; Chordata; Actinopteri; Perciformes; Nototheniidae
Gene: enpp5
Product: ectonucleotide pyrophosphatase/phosphodiesterase 5
Exons: 4
Coding region: 261-1721 (486 amino acids)
Source: RefSeq, a predicted model, not a curated record
CGUCAUCGGGACCGGUGCGUUCGCAGUGAAUUUGGGGGAUGCAGCUCUGCAUGAUACAAAGCAUGCACUUGCAGGAAACACCGCAGAGCCUUUUGUAUUCUCAUCAUCUAGUUUGGUCUAAUAUCUGUAAAUAAAAGCGACACAAAAAACACUCGGCAGGUUAAUAGGCGGGACUUACUUCCGGCUGUUUAUCUCGGUGUGCAGCGCAAGGCCAGCCAGUGCAGGAUCAGAUAACAAGUUGUCUCUUCACAAACCUGACUAUGCUGAGCUGCUUGCUGCGAGGAGGCUGCAGUCCUCUCCUCUGCCUGUGGGCCCUGCUGCUGCCUCUGGUCUCCCUCCAUAGCGUGAACCAACAUGGGCGCAGGAGCCACAGUGCCAAGGAGCGGCCCAAGUUGCUGCUUGUGUCCUUUGACGGCUUCCGAUGGGAUUACAUCAACCGAGUCCCGACGCUUAACUUCCACAACAUCAUUGAUAACGGCGUGAUGGUGGAGCACGUGGAGAACGUUUACAUCACCAAGACCUAUCCCAACCACUACAGCUUGGUGACAGGGCUGUACGCUGAGACGCAUGGCAUUGUGGCCAACGAGAUGUACGAUCCUGUUCUCAACCGCUCCUUCUCCAUGGAGACGGACAGUGUUUAUGAGUCGCGGUGGUGGGAAGCAGCGGUGCCACUAUGGGUCAGCAUCCAGAAAGCUGGAGGUCGAAGCGGGGCGGCGAUGUGGCCGGGGUCUGACGUCAAGAUCCACGGCAUGUUCCCCAAUCGGUACCUCUUGUACAAUGCCUCAGUGUCCUUUGAAACCAGAGUGGAGCGGCUUAUCGAGUGGUUCUCUGCACCCAAAGAGGCAGCAGUGGAUUUUGGAGUUCUGUACUGGGAGGAGCCGGAUGAGAGCGGGCACAAACUCGGACCCGAGAGUCCCCUCAUGGAUGUAGUCAUCGCCGGAAUCGACGAGAAGCUCGGCUUCCUCAUGAACGAGCUAAAGAAGGCCGGGCUGUAUGAGAAAGUGAACCUGAUCGUGACCAGCGACCACGGCAUGGCGCAGCUCUCCUCUGAUAAGAUCAUAGAACUGGAUGAGUAUGUGAGCAGAGACCUGUACACCUGGGUGGACAAGAGUCCGGUGGUGGCAUUGCUUCCCAAAGAAGGGAAGCUUGACGAGAUUUACGACAAGCUGGUGGAUGUCAACCCUAACAUGGUGGUUUACAAGAAGGACGACAUUCCCGAGCACUUCCAUUAUCAACACAACGUCAGGAUCAUGCCGAUCCUUAUCGCGGCCAAGGAGGGCUGGACCGUGAUGCAGAAUAGGACCGGGCCCUUCAUGCUUGGAAAUCACGGUUUUGACAACACCCUACAUAGCAUGCAGCCUGUGUUCGUGGCCCGUGGACCGGCCUUUCGCCAGAAUUACAUCAAGCCCUUCAUGCGAUCUGUUGACCUCUACCCUCUCAUGUGCCACAUCCUGUCCACCCCCCCUCUACCAAACAACGGAUCCCUCUUAAACGUGCAGGACCUGCUGUACCCAGAGCCAAUGGCAACCACGCCCAGCCCCUCUCCCAGGGUCCACGAGCACUCCUACGCCCCUGUCGUGGGUUCUUUCCUCGGUGUGGCAAUGGUGCUGGGCUUUCUGUUUUUCUACAUCAGACAAGUGACCCUCAAACAGCUGCCCUCUCUAAAACACAGAAGCCGGGAGAUGUCCCAGCCUUUACUGCAAGAAGACUUGCACCUGUAGCGGGAGGAAGAGAAAAGAUGGCAGGUGUAAAAGAAGAGGAGGUGUAGCUCCCCAAAGGUAGUCCGCUCUCUCCAGAAGCAUCCCUUAACGCCUCCCUUAUAUGACUAAAUGCCAAUGUGCUGCUCUUUUUAUUAGUCGGAGAUUAAGGGAAUAUAAUCUAAUCAUGUUUAGAGGUACAUCUCCCUCGUUUGAGUGUAAGGGGAAUGUCUGGGGUGUGCUUCUGGUGCAGGCUUAAUCAAGAUAAUAAACCUUUACAUGGGCUUUCUAGUGGCUUUGCUUUGAUUGUGAAUUUUUACCUUAUAUCAUCUUGUCAUUUUCAUUGUCAUUUAAUAAGUAAAGAUUCAAAGCUAGAGAGAAAUUGUAGCCUGUGAUUCUGGCGAGUAAGAACGUUGUUGGCCAAAAGUGUGGCUUGGAUAAUGUUAAGGUGUCAGUAUGUUAAAACCUUGUCUGAAGGUAAAAGUGAUUAUAGCUGAGCGGCCACAGUGGAAAGCAGGGAUAAAAAGCUUUCCAGGCAAGAAGCCUACCUGCCCAGACUCAGAGACAAUCUUUACUCGAUGGCAUUCCUAUUGUUGCACUGGAAACCCAAGUAACUAGAAGGCAAUCAGAGAGUGCCAAACUCCUCAAGUAAAUAGGUACAAAAUAGUGAGUGUAUCCACCUCGUUAUUCAAACUCAUGGGCAGUGUUAAAACAUAACUUCCUUAACAAAGGCAGGGUUAAAAGGGAUGAUUUUCUCAUUUUUUAGGUAUCCUAUACCACUGAUCCAAAUGUACUUUGUUUGAAGCAUACUGACACCUUUACUGCCCGAUAGUAACAUAGUAGGGACAGCAGUAGAUUGGGAUUGGGUUUAUUCAGCAUUUUCAAAUCCAUGCGAAACGGAUGCGAUUUAUGCCACCAAUUGUUCAACUAAGGGUCUAAGCACUGAAUGAGAAGUUACUUUCAGUGGAUUGGCUGGGAUCAGUGUUCUUUUUUUAAUGUUACUUGGAAUCAGAUGUUCCACUAGAGACCCACUCCAUGUGCCAGGCUACUGAUCGUAAGUGUAGGACAUCCCAUGAGCCGAUCACUUCACAAACUUGCUCUUUAGUAGUCCGUUGACUUUUGCCUUUUAACUUAACUGUGAACAUCUGUCCGCGCUGUGUGUGCAAUAGUCUUUUGUGUGAGUCUGGGGUUAUUUUUGCGUAUAGUUUGUGUUUGGAGGGCAUUUUUCUGUGUAGAUGACUGUGUACUUCCCUCCUGUUCAUAUGUCAUAACCAUGGCCAUUUGUUGGUGAAAUGUGAAGUGCAAUUGCUAUAGGUCAGUAUUUCUUCAUUGGGAUUUUUAAGGGUUUUGUUGUUGCUAGGUUGAGAAGACUAUUUGGGCAUGACUUGCAGGAACUGUUCCCCCGAUUUGCACUAUACAGGAAAGAAAUGAAAAAGUAUGAAGGGACAGUGUUUGACGCUUUCUAAGUCAUGUAUAAUUUGCACUUCUUGUUCGCAAUUGCUAUUUAAAAUGACUAAGUGAGGUGCCUCUUGCCAAAAAGCUUUUAUAAUUAGCACAAUUAUAAGUAGAGUCCAAAUCUGCAAAUAUAUUCUAAAGUUCUAAUAUUUUUUCAGCAUCUUUUAAGAAACAAUAAUUGUGCCCAAACAUUUACAGACAUCACUGUGAUAUAUACCUUUUACUAAAUUAAAAUUCAUAAAUUGAAAGGAUUUAUAUGGAAUUUGUUAAUUUUAUGAUAAUUGUCUAGGUUGUCUGCUAAUUUCCGCCUGACUUGUUGAUGGAGAAAUGAAAUAUAUCCAGAAUAUAAUUGAAUAGGUCAUUUGAAAUCGUUAGUAAAUUAUAAAUAUUUAAUAUGAUUUACAAAUUGCCAUGUUGAUGCAAUGACAGUCUUCUGAAAUUAAAAAGAACUUAUGUGAAUCUGA